Molecule: messenger RNA, 6134 nt
Organism: Lepisosteus oculatus (spotted gar)
Lineage: Eukaryota; Metazoa; Chordata; Actinopteri; Semionotiformes; Lepisosteidae
Gene: igfbp5b
Product: insulin-like growth factor binding protein 5b
Biological process (GO): regulation of insulin-like growth factor receptor signaling pathway
Cellular component (GO): extracellular region
Molecular function (GO): insulin-like growth factor II binding; fibronectin binding; insulin-like growth factor I binding
Source: RefSeq, a predicted model, not a curated record
GGCUGUUUUUAAAAAGGCAAGCCUAGUCUGAAGUUGAUCAGUCUGCUUAGAAAAGUUCUCCAGAGGGGAAACUGUUGGAAUCGCUUAAAAAGAAAAAAAGGAAAAGGAGCUAGGCUUUUCUACACAGACUUGCAGUUGGUUGCAGACAGGACACCAUUUUUUAAACAAAAGAAAGGAUUUUAGAGUAUUCCACAAUCUGGUCGUUCUGCACUUUUUAAUAUUGGAUUUUCAUUUAAAAAUAAGGAAAAAAAUCAAACUUUGCUUCAUUCUGCGAAAACGUCAUUUUUUUACACCUGCAGAUUAGCACAACUGUAUUUUUAGAACUCUCGAAAAGAAUACAGGUGCGCGUGGAUGCUAACAUUUUUUUUUUAAUAAACUUCCAAAGGCUUUGAUAUCAGCUUCCAGAAAAAAAGUCAAAUCUGACGUGCGGUGGCAGAUCAUUUAAACAUUUUGUUUAAAUAUAUAAAAUUAUACAUAUAUUUAAAAAAACGAGUUGCUUUUUGAGAGAAGAAAAUGAUCCUCGGGUUUUUUAUGUUGGUGACAUUUUUCUUGGGACUGUCUGGGUGCCUAGGGUCUUAUGUGCCUUGCGAGCCCUGUGAUCAAAAAGCCCUUUCAAUGUGCCCGCCGGUCCCGGUCGGCUGCCAACUUGUUAAGGAGCCUGGCUGCGGGUGCUGCCUGACCUGCGCUUUAUCAGAAGGUCAGGCGUGUGGUGUGUAUACCGGAACAUGCACGCACGGGCUCCGGUGCUUGCCUCGGAGCGGUGAGGAAAAGCCGCUUCACGCCCUUUUGCAUGGCAGGGGAGUCUGCACAAAUGAGAAAGGAUACAAACCGCACCAUCAACCGAUUGAGCGAGAAUCACGAGAACAUGAAGAACCAGUGACAGCUGAAAUCACAGAGGACCUGCACCCUGCCAAAGUGCCUCUCCAUCCUAAAGACCCCAUCCGUGGCAAGAAGGCAGAAGCGCUGCGUAAGGAAAAGAAGAGACUGCAGGAAAAAUCCCGAUCUGUUGGCAAUUUAGAUUACUCUCCACUCCCCAUUGACAAGCAUGAGCCAGAAUUUGGUCCCUGUCGAAGAAAGCUUGAUGGAAUUAUCCAAAAGAUGAAAGAUACGUCUCGGAUUAUGGCCCUGUCUUUGUAUCUUCCAAACUGUGACAAAAGGGGCUUCUUCAAGCGCAAACAGUGUAAGCCAUCCCGUGGGCGAAAACGAGGAAUAUGCUGGUGUGUGGACAAGUACGGGGUUCAGCUGCCGGGCACUGACUACAGUGGAGGAGACAUCCAAUGUAAGGACCUGGAGAAUAGCAACAUCAAUGAGUGAGGAACAGCUCUCCCUGAACACAUGACCCAGGGCCUGCCUCCUUCCUUCCUGCCCGUCCGCCCGCCAGUCACUUUGAGAUUCAAAAUAAAAAAAGGCAUAUGAACCUUUGACUGUGCACUCAACUCUAACUAGCUGGACCCAGUAGGGCUAGCCCUUUUUCUGUCUAUUAUGUGACCUCUCUGAACAAAAUGAGCUGGGUCUGAGCAAUUCAUUUGUAAAAAUAUAUACAUAUAUUUAUAUAUUUUUAUAGAAGCUGAGGUUUGAGCACCAAACUUUAUUUCUUUUAAAGUUUAAUUAAAGCAACAAAAGGCACGUCUGUGAAAAAAGGCUUUGUCUUUCACGUCUAUUACUUUGUGGCAUCAGGAGAGAUACCAGGAACUAAUAAUAUAGGCAGAAUGAUGAUGCAUUUGUUUGUUUUUCAAAAACAAAAACACAUGAGGUAGGGAUCUGCUGAAACAGUUCUCACUAUCCAGGUAUUUGUCCUGUCAGAGCACUUAUUUUGUAGGGGAACCUCAUUUGCUUCUUAAAUUUAUGAUUUCUUUAGGUUCAAUGUAUGUGUUUUUGUGAGUGUGUUGAGAGAGCGAAUUUAUAAAAGAAUGUCUUUUUUCCUGUCAUUGACACUUCCACGAUGUUUCCUGUGUAUUAAUACUGAUAAAGGAAUCUUUCUGGAAGCACACUCUAACGUCCUAUAGAGAUAGGGUGUUUCUGAAUUUAGGAACCAUAGACCAAGCUUAAAACCAGCAUUCUGUGGGCAAAUAAAUAAUAUGACUCCUUUAAUGGUCCAUUUUACCAGUUGUGCCUAUGUAAACAGAAACUGUCAAACAAAUCACAUUAAUUUUCACAAAGAGUGCUAUUUCUGCUGCCUAAAAGAGGUCAAGCAAUACAAUUUAUAUAUCUUUGUUGUUUUAAGGGAUUCUGUCUUCAAAUAUGCAGAGCUUUGAAACUUGAUUGGAAACUGUGAGACUGCAUGAUGUGGUGGCAUGACCACUAUCUCUGUCACCUAGAGUAUCUGAUACAAUAUAUCUAUUCACAGUUCAAAAUUGUUGGUGGUAAAAAUGUUUGCUUGUUUUUUUGUCACACAGAGAUCACUUUGCAACUUUUUUAAAGGAUUUUGCAUUAUUUUUGAUUGAUGUAGCUACUGCAUUGCCUAUUGUUUUCUGAAUUCCUUUGUAAAACAGUUUCAUUACUCCAAAGUUUUAACAGACAAAUAAAGCUGUCUUAAGGUUUUGUGAAGAUGAUGCAUAGUCUCAAAUAUAGUGAACGUGGUGCAUUGACACAAAAAUAAGCUAAUAGAUUCUCUGGGGUAUUGUCUGGUUUGAUUCAGUUUGUGCUGUAUUCUUUCCUUCAGUGAAGAAAUAGCUUGCUAGUUACUGAGCUGUGUUUUUGAAUGUUAUUCAGUCAAUUAGUCUGAAUAAGAUUCUGAAUAGAGACAAUAAAACAUGUGUAAUCUAGGUUUUAGUGUAGGUUCGUUUCUGUUACAAAGAGCUAGGGAAAAAGCCUGGCCCCUGCACAAGGGUUUUUUUGUGUACUUGAGCCAGUGUCCUUUAAAAAGAACUAAAGCACAAGCUUUCAUUAUGAUGAUGUAUUUGCAUAGUUUAUUUCAGUCUGUCACAACUGAAAGAUUGUUGUUCCUCUUAACUUAUUUGUUUCGAAUUAUAUCAGCAUGUUAAGUCAAUUGUAAAUUGAAUUCUUGAAUCACCAAUCGAAAAAGAAAAGGAAAAAAUAAAUACACUGAAAUAAAAUACACACACUAUCACAACAGGGUCAUUUAGAUUGUGGCCUUAGACCUGUAUGGAAAUGUGAGUGCCUUUUCUACAUGCAAAUAUUUUAGAUAUUUGAAUGGAGUUUUAAAUAGAGGCCUAGAAUAUAUAUGCCGAUAAAUUAAAGUAAAUGACUUGGAGAUACCCAUGUAACAUAAUAGUAAUUAUGAUAUAUUGUAGCAACCGCAAUUAAUCCAGCCAUAUAAUACUGGCAAAUAAAGGUGUAUUGUCUGCUGUUUAGCAAACUGCACUUUUUUCUAGUUCAGUGGAUGUUCUCUGUUAAGCUGAUUUUUUUUUCAAUUGGAAUGAUGAAAAUGUUCUUUUAUGUCACAAAAGUACCUCAGCAUAACACAAAUGUGUGUCUAGAUAAAUGUGACAAGCGAUGAACAGUACAGAUAACUUCCAAUUCAUAUAUUUCUGAAUAUUCAAAGUGACCAUUCCAUACUUGAAGCCACAAUUUGAAGUUUAUUUAUUAUUAAUAUUACGACCACUUUUUUGGUCAUUUUGUAGUCCCUAACUGCCUACAUCAGAACGGAGCAGAAAGGCUUUUAAUGAGUGAUGCCAGAUCACUGGAGCAUCACAACAUAUCAAAGAUAGUCUUGUUGUCCCGCAGCUUUAAUUUUGGUUUUCUCGGCAUGAAUGGUUGUGCCUCUUCAGAAAAAGAUGAAGAUGAAUUCUCAGAUGACUUGAUUGAUAGAUUGGACCCCUGUUUCUAUAGGCAAAUAUGAAAUCCUUUGAUAUAAUACACAGUUUGUACCGCAAUUGGAAAUAGAAAUAUAAAACAUAACUUAAAUCUACUUAUCCCAAAGGCUUUACUACUGCUUUGCUGUUUUUAAUAUUUAAAAUAGGACAAUAAAUGAAAAAGAUAGGUAUAAGUAUACUUUAUAAUAAAUCCACUAAGCAUUUUAAAUUCCAAAACUUGUCAAUUAAUUUCGGAUUUCUUUGUGGCUCAUAAAAUUUCAAUAAUUGAUCACAGAUUGAUCUAUAUAUAUUAAAAAUAGAACACAUUUUACUUUGCCAAUCUCUGGGGAAGCACUGCAUUUUCAGAACAAUGCAACACCCAUAGCACUCUCUUCUUGCUCUUACGGUUAUCCCAUUGAGCAGAUCAGUUUGCAUAAAAGCAAAAGCAGCCUUCAUCUGCUGCAUUCAGUGCACUCAAAUCCUGUCACAGAAUAUUUUAGUGCAGUUAUCAUUCAGACAACAAGUAAUGAGCAGCCAGCAAUUUGUAUGUUUAAAAAACACAAAUGUUAUCCAGAUUGAUUUUUGCAUUACGGCUUUGUGAAAAAGAAAAUUUCUAUAAACUUUGAAAACGAAAUUGAAAAGAGGAAUGCAAAAAUUCCACAGUCUUUUAUGGAUGUGUACCUGUGUAUUACUUUAAAAGCAAACUGAGCCCUGGGUCUAUAAUCGUGUAAAAUGUGCACACAUGCUGGAAAAGCCAUAAACAAGUUUGGUAUUCAUGUUAAAUCGGCAUGAACACAGAGACUUGUAUAGAAUGUUCUUUAAACUAAAAUAAAUCUUUUUUCAAAGCUUUUGAGCCACUCUUAAAAGCACUGUUAAUGUCUGGCAUUCAGUCAGCUCCAUCUUAAAUUUCUAUCAUUAACACCAGAAAUUGAAAUAAACUCAGCUGAGAAAGCAGCUUGCACUUAAAAAAAAUGACUUCUUGCUGUACCUUUAAUAGCAAAUUCCUUUUACUUUAAGGAACAGAUGCUGCUUUCCAUUGGAGGUUUUCUUUAAUAAGGUUUAGAAUUACUUUGACAGGGGCUGUGCAGCCCAUGCCUGGGGUGUGGAACAAAUUCAGUUAAGUAUAACAAUACUACUAAUAUAAAAACAAAUUCCGCUACUACACAACAAAAAGAAUUUCUGUCUUAGAGUCAUUUGGAAAAGAGCACAGAACAGUCAGGGAUUUAUCAGAACUCUGGUCUCUGACAGGCAAUUGCUAAAGGGUGACACAAUCAGCACUAGCAUCACAUAGAUGCACUUAGCAAAUGACAAAGAUCUUUGGAAUCUGAGAACUGUAGAAAUAAUGGAGGUAGUAAUCAUAAUUAUUUUCUUCCUGCUCACUCCCUUUUUCCCUGGUAGAACUGUUCCUAAACACAAGGUGAGCGAGAAUGUACAUUUCCCUUUGGUUUGUCGAAGUGUUAACAAAAGGCAUCAGUCUGUCACAGUGAGACAAAAAAAUAAAUGUUUUGCAAAGACAAGAUAGUUUUUUUUUUAUUAAAGUCUAAUAAAAUAGUUUCUUCCAGCAGGUUAAUGUAGUUUAUUUUAUAUGGCCUACAGAGUUAUCCUCCUACUAUGUGCUGGAAUGGUUAUUUUCCUCUUGAAAUACUACAUUCAACAUCAUAUUUAGAGCAACUAAUUAAUUGCAAGGAUCUCAACCAAAGAAAAAGCCUGAAAAGAACUUACAUUUCGUACAAAAUUCAGAUCUAGGUUGCUCACCACACUUUUUAAAUGGGAGAGGAUUAUGAUCAUAUAUAUACAAACAUUUAUCUGGAAAAUAGUUUCUGAAAUUUCUUUAAAACAUGCCAUUUGAUGCAAAGCAUCCUCAUGUUCAGGUGCUACAAAUGACAGUAAAUUACAGAGCUCUGAUGAUAAAGAUCUGGAUUUUAAUAGCUUUGUUAUUUAAAAUAGAAAUGUAAAAGUUCAAAUACACCACUUAAAACCAGACUUAAUUGUUAGGUUUUUUUAAUUAGCCUAACCCCAGAAGUGUCCUCCAAUCAGAUUCUGUGUCUCCUACCUGGUAAGACUACAGCAAUAAUCACAGCUCUCAUUACAGUAGCUAACUAUAGCUUCUUUUGAAUGCCGAACUUUUUUUCAUGGAGAAGAAACAAACUAUUCAUUAUCUUAACAUAAUGUAAACUGGUUUGUGAAAAAAAAAUGUGGCAGGAGAAAAAUGUUCAGCAUUUGGAACUUUGCUGAAAAAAUAAAAAAAUCUCAAUUUAUUAAGUGAAUAUCACUGUGUAAUAUUUAUUCAUCCUGUAAUUUAUGUACUCCUUUAACCUUUGUCUUUUUGUUAUGACAAAGCAUUUAUUUAAAUAAAGUUGUGUAUUCAUUUAAACCUUG